AACGAUGACUUUAAUUUUUACUAGUUGAACCGAGGAGGUGUAAAGCUUGGGGAUAGUGCUUCUUGUGAAUUGUGAUUAAUUAUGGUGGCCCAACAUCUGCAGUGCAGCGCACCACGAAAAGUUUGCAUUUACCAUCACGAGUGCCCCAUCAGUGCCAUUACAAAUACCACAUUUCCAUGUACCAUUUUCUCCUGUGCUAAAAACGAUCACACAGAAUUGAGAUGAAAAGGCACCUCAAGUUUCUUCCUUUCCUCUUCUUCCUCUCUUUCUUGAUCGCCGGAAGUUUCUUUUGCCGUGCUGCUGCCAGUGAAGACCCCAAAACAGAGACUGCGAUAGGGCCUAGCGGGCAGACUAGGGACGCUAGUGGUGCUAGUGGUGCUAGUGGUGCUAGUGGUUCGGGUCAUGGGCCUAACUGGGACUUCGGUUGGGGAUGGGGUUCCACCCCAGAAGGUGGAUGGGGUUAUGGUGGGGGUUCGGGGCAGUCGCCAAAUGGGUUCGGGAAGGGCUUUGGAUAUGGGUAUGGUUUUGGAACGGGCUCGGGUUCCGGGUAUGGUUAUGGAUAUGGAAGUGGUGGUGCUCAUGGUGGUGGUUAUGGGUCUGGAAGUGGCUCUGGAAGUUCUGUUGGUGGGGGCGGCAGUGGUGGUGGAAGCGGUGGAGUGGGUGCUUCCUGGAUCCGUUCCUCUAACCAAAACCACCAUGGCUGAUCAAUUGGUCGAAAAGUCGUAUGCCUGCGUGCUCUACAGGAAAUUAAGAAUAGUCAAUUAGAUAUGAAAUCCAGAUGGUGUGUAAGAUUAUAUAGUGUGGUUUUACAGCAUAUAUUAUAGUUGUAUGAAUUUCUAUACAUGCAUUGCAAUAUGCACUAUAAUGAAUAGACUAAAGUUUU
This is a messenger RNA of Rubroshorea leprosula, 883 nucleotides long. NCBI's taxonomy places the organism in Eukaryota, Viridiplantae, Streptophyta, Magnoliopsida, Malvales, Dipterocarpaceae. The record is from the annotation of a GenBank genome assembly.